This is a messenger RNA of Hyposmocoma kahamanoa, 4806 nucleotides long. RefSeq names its product axoneme-associated protein mst101(2) (gene Pif1A). Lineage: Eukaryota; Metazoa; Arthropoda; Insecta; Lepidoptera; Cosmopterigidae. The transcript is spliced from 23 exons. The record is from RefSeq and is a predicted model, not a curated record. The coding region runs from base 371 to 4426 and encodes 1351 amino acids.
GUCCACUCCGCGCGGUCCGCCUGUCGUUCCAUUACUAACCAAAACAAAAAAAUAAUACAUAUCUCAAAAAUCGACUAAUAACAAAAUAACUCAUGUGACAGUUCUUCCGCCAUUUUGAAACUUUAUUUUUUAAUUUUUUUUCGAACAGCGACACGCGAGUCGUACAGCGUUCGGGAUUUGAAAUUGUUUCGGAACUAAAUGUUUUAUAGUUGGUGUGAUUAUAUGGAUCAAUUGAGGAUUCUCAAUUAAUUGAAGAAUUAGCAACGCAUCAAAGCCGAAACUUCGCGAAACGGCGAAUCGUACACAGUACGAGACCAAAGACCGCGGACGACCGGGACACUCCCGAACUACGACAUCGGUGACGUCAAACAUGGCGUCCACCGACACUUCGACCUCCAGCACUAUCACCGCCGCAGCUCCAGAAGAGCACAAGCGAACCGUGGACGAGGCAUUCUUGAACAAGUUGAAAAUGCUCGUCGAAAGGUUAAGACUUGAAAAUGCGACCUUGAGGAAAUCGCUCGAUGUCGAGCGGAGCGAGAUCCGAGCGCUAAAGGCCCAGCAGGAAUCCACAUUACGCAACCUCAAGACUGAACACAAGAAACAAGAAGAGUUCUUAGAAAAACAAUUACGUUGUAUGAAACCAGAAAAAGAGGAACAAGCGUAUGGAAACCAUAAACUAAUAGAACUAAAAAAACUAACAACAGAGAUUCAGUCUUUAAAAACAGCAAACAAGGGUCUUCAAGAAAAACUCAAGGUUGCUCAAGGGGCAGAAUGCGCCCGAGCGGCGGAGCUGCGUGCCCAGGCCGCCAAGCACGAGGCGUUGGAACAAGCCGCGCGUAGAGAUGCGCGUGCACAGUGCCGUAAGCUGCUGGAGGAAAUAAAAUCGAAAGAGCGAGUGAUAAUACAACUGAGAAGAGAGGUAGCGAGGACGAAUUCUCUACAAAAUGAUCAGACACAAAGAAUGGAGUGCGGAGCAGCAGAGCUCAGCAGGAAACUGCGUACAGAUCAGAUUAAAGAGAAGAAUAACCGAGACGAUCUGAAGACAGAUAUACAACACAGAAAGGAAUCGUUCUAUAGAGAGGCUCCGUCUGACGAGGACUCUGCGGUGUCCUCUGCACCUGCCUCACUCUCGCCGCAGCCGCUCACCGAUAUGUGGUCAUGCGGGCAGUGCCGUGCGGUGUCGGAGCGCGCCAGUGUCGCGGCGCGCGAGUGCACGCGGCUGGCCGACGCGCUGCGCGACGCGCGCGAUCAGCUAGAGCUAAUGGAGUUCAGGCUCUUGGAGCUAGAAGACGCGACUCCCGAUAAGGGUGCUAGGGACAACCUAACAGAUUCAGACUCGGGCUGCGUGUCCCCCGGCUCCCGAAUAAAGAACUCUGCAUCGCCUGAACUCAAGCGAAUGGAUUCAGGGUACAAGUCGCCACACGCUCCGAGCAGCCCUUGCAAUCCAAGACGCAAUCUAAACACCCCGCAAGAUGAUUUCAAAGAGGACUUCGCAAAGGCACAAGUAUUGGCAGAAAUUCUGGACAGGAACUUGGAGACCAGUGACUCGUUGAAAAGCAACCCAGUGAAGGAUCAUCUCGAGCAGAUGAUCUUGAAUGCCGCUUCUGUUGAAGACAGAAAUUGUCUGGAGCAAGUCCUGAUGUUGCUUUAUAACUUGCAAGCAUUGAGUAGCUCCGUCAGCGAAGAUGAAUGUUAUCAGGCAAAACCGAAAAACAUAAGCGAUCUAAUAAAACCUAAACCUGAAACUGAUAUUCCAUCAAAGACACAAAAGGCGAUCGCAACAGUAACCCCUUACCAGCAGAAGGGUUACAAAUGUGAAUCUCUAGAAAGCCUUUGCAGUGAAGAGAGGAAACCUAACAGUGUACUUCAAGAGAGCGGCAUCUUCGAAGGUGUCGAGACAGAGUCCAAAUGCACACAGACUGACGUGAAUGACAGUUUCGAAUGUACCGGUGAACUGAAUACCGAAAUUCAACGACUGAAUAGUAUUAGAGAAAAACUAGAGAAGCAAGGAGUUAGAAAUAGAUCACUAAGUAGUAAAGAGGAAGGAGAUGGCCUGGAGUGUAAGUGUGUGAAGUUGGGACAGAAACACAAGCAGUAUUAUGAAAGGAGGCUUAAAUUCUUGGAGGGAAAGAUAUCUAUUUAUGAGGCGGCGCAGGACGUGAAAGAGGCUAAACUUGCUGAGAGAUUGCAGAAAGAAUUUCUGCUUGAAAAUCGGAUACAGGAACUCGAAACACAACUUGUAGAUCUUCAGGACAAGUACGAAAGAUUAGAAGAAGAAUGUUGUGAAUUGGAAGAGAUAGAAAACGAUACACGAUUGCAUUGGCAACAGCUUGAGAUGGACUAUGAGCUCUGUUCAGCUCAACUAAGAGAUAUGACGGAGCAAAGGGAGUGUUCUCGUGCUCAGGCCGAAAGGCUUAUGUGCCAAUUGAACAAGAGGGAAUGCGCUUUGAGAGCUAGAGAGACUGAGCUGAUGACAAGAUUGAGCCAAUUGGAGAGAGCCGUGCCGGCGUUAAUAGCCUGGAACGUGUUUAGAGUUAUUGGCACGGAUUUGUCGCCUACGAGUAAGCAAGUACUGCGGAAUCGUAUGAGUCCUCUCUGUGAAGACACCAAGAUGGCGAUAGCAAAAAUAAAGCAUGUUUCUGAAAAGAGUCAGCAUAUCUUGAACACUAAAGCUGAGUGCUUGAAAAACAAAAACGUCGAGGAGCAAAUACGCAAGCUGUUAGCCGAGAGGCAUGAAAUUGAGACUAAAGCAGAACACACCAAAAAAACACUUGAAGCAAAGAUCUGUAAACUACAAAAUGAGUUGGAAACGGCCAAGAGGCAGGUUUUAGCAACAGUUUGCGGAUGUGAAGCUAAGAAGGGGGAAAUUGAUAUAAAGAUUGACGAACUGGAGAGGGUGACAAGGAAAGACCCGAAAAAUGAACAUUUGCCGGUAGACCCUGCUACUGCAAGGAAACUGGAUGUACUCAUAGCCCAUGAAAAAGAACUGAAGCAAAGAGUUGCCGAGUUAGAGAAACGGGAAGCCGCGUAUUUGGAGAUGCUUACUCAAGCCGACGACAUGUGGGCUGAAAUGGAAGGUGGUUACAAGAAGAAGAUUCAAGAGUCUAAGGCGACUGAGGGACAUUUGAAGAAAAAGAUCCAGGUGUUAGAAUGCGAAAAAUCUGACUGGAAAAAGGUAUUAGAUCCUAUAAAGAAGAAGGUCAAAGAGAUAGAAGAAUCAGAAUCAGCAGCGCGAGUCGCAUUGGAGAAGGCGGAAAGGGAUGCUAAUGUACUCAAGGUUGAAAACGUUUCGCUUAGACAAAUGUUUGAGAAAUCCGACGCGGAAGCUAAGAAGAUGGAAAACGAGUUAAAAUCUCUUGAUAACAAAUUUAAAAAGGAACUGGAUCAUUUGCGUAAGAUUGCUAGACUGGCGGAGGGCGAGCUGCUCACCCACAAAGACUCGGCUAAGAAGGCGGAGAAAAAAUUUGCAGGAGAUCUGGACACUAUCAGAAAAGAGCUCAACAGAUGCUACAAGCAAUGCCAGGAGCUGGACGUGACCAACAGUGAAUUGAAGGAGGAGGUUGAAUCUCUGGAAAAGCAGUUAACUUUGACUCAAAAAGCUUUAAAUCAAUGCAAGAGGAAAUGUGACGAGAAAAUAAAGACCCUAAGUCACGAACUGUCUAUAAAAACUGAAGAAUUAGAAGAGUUGAGGAGCGAAACUAUGAGACAGACUUACCACGCAUCCCGCAAUGACUUAAAACCUGAUAGAACUGAGUAUGUCGAUGAAGGUUACUCGAUCUACACGGCGGUACCAAAGAAAACAGAUUACGGAAGGAUGCACCACAGCAUGAGUUACAUAUCGUCGGACUCGGGUUGUUCUUGUCCGUCGAUGAGGAGUCAGCUGGUGAGCCAGCUGAUCGAAGAUUUAUUUGAAAGGAUUCACAACACUGUUGAUGAUGAUUUGACGAGAUUGUGUAAAGAAAUCACUCCGGUGAAUUGCAAAGAAGCGAGUGCUGAAACCAAAGCGAAAAUUUCGAAUUACCUCUUAAUGGCGAUAUCAAAGGAGCUCGUUAGGUCCAUUGGAGACGCUGACGCAAAGACUGACACUGACGAUUGGCAACGCGCCGUCUCGUCCAUGACGUAUUCAGUGCCCGGCUACACAAACGAAGCACGCGGCGACUUUGCUUCCCUGCGAUUGGCUGGCAAUGCGGGCGUACUACACGGAGCCACGCGAUUGGCCAGCGUGAGCUGCGCUUGCGCUGCUGCUAGGCUCUGUGCCGCUGUUCCCGAGUUGGCUGAUACAGUUAAAAGCUGUCAGGAGGAAGUUUUGGAUCAUGGAGAUGUGAAAAUCAUGGAGGAGCAGUUGGCGAACGCUAUUGAAAGUAUUGUUAAUUGUCCAUCUUGUGCGUUGGGUACAAAUUCGAUAGUUUGGAGCACGGACGUGUAAGGACGAGAAUCGUGCAAAUUUAUGUGUUAUAACUCCACCGACCUCACUCUGGUGCCUUCAUUAGUUAAGCUAAGCCAGUAUAUUUACGAACUGUACAUAUUUUGUAUUAUAUACACUAUACUCUAAAUAUACAAUACAAUUUGUACUAAGCGAUCAUAUCGAACAAAUCGUAAUUUCAAUUCGAAUCUAAGUUUUUUUUCGACGUGAUUUUUUUUUUAAUUUAUAAUUUGACUUCCGUGCCAAUUGUGUUUUAGACUUUUUAAGUUUUUUUUUGUAAAUAGUUAAAAACUACCUACGAUUAAUUUUAAUCAACGACGUUCUUUAUAAUAUCGAACGAUAAUAUCUGUAUUUAAAGGGUCGUGUUUAGAUAAAAACUGACC